AUGGCGUUCGCUACAAGAGGUCCUCAGGCUCAGGCCGUGAUAGGUGCUCUUAUCUUGCUGUUUCUGAUAUGGCUCUUCGCGCCAUUCAACCCCUCAGCCUACAACCAGAGCCCUCCAGCGAGCCCAGGAGUCGUCAAGCCGGGCAAGGACACAUCCGAUCUCCCUCCCGUCCUCUCGAAUUCCUCAUCGAGCGAGGAAGACGGCCAAGGCUCGCUUAUAGACAAGGAUGAGUUCCGGCCGCUGAUCCUGUACGCCUACGCAGAGUCCGACGCGGCGCGGGAGAACAUCAAGUUCUUUAUCCACCAGGGCCUCCACGGCGCCGCCGACUUUGUCUUCAUCCUGAACGGCAUUGAAGACGCGGACUACCUCGAGAUACCUCAGAAGCCCAAUGUUCGCGUCGUCAAGCGGGACAACACCUGCUUCGACCUCGGCGCUUACGGCGAGGUCCUGCGGCAGGAUGGCUUGUGGGCCAAGUAUAAACGCUUCAUCAUGCUGAAUGCCAGCAUCCGUGGACCCUUCCUGCCUUACUGGAGCAAGGGGUGUUGGUCGGAUUUGUAUCUCGCAAAGCUGACCGGGAAAGUCAAGCUGGUGGGCAUGACAGCCAACUGCUGGCCACGCUUCCACGUGCAGUCGAUGAUCUGGGCGACCGACGCCGUGGGCAUCGAUCUGCUGCUCAACCCGCCGCCGGGCUCGCGCGUGGAGGACGAGUUCGGCGGCGCAGACGCCCCCGUGGGGCUGGCGGGCUGCUACGGCGACUGGAACGCGGCCGUGCACGCCGAGGUGGGCUCGACGGAGGCGGUGCGCGAGCCGGGCUACGAGGUCGACCUGAUGAUGAUGGCCUUCCACAAGUCGGGGAACUACAUUGACGAGUGCGCCAACAGCGAAGGCAACGGCGACCUGCUCUGGCAGGGCAAGUACUUUGGCACCAACGUCCACCCCUACGAGACCAUCUUCAUCAAGGCGAACCGCGAUAUCGACCCCACGCUGAUCGAGCACCUCACGGAGUGGCACGAGACUGCCGGGACAAGCAGUUGGGACGUGUGCAGGGGGGCGAGCUUGUAA
Molecule: messenger RNA, 1062 nt
Organism: Phaeoacremonium minimum UCRPA7
Lineage: Eukaryota; Fungi; Ascomycota; Sordariomycetes; Togniniales; Togniniaceae
Exons: 3
Coding region: 1-1062 (353 amino acids)
Source: RefSeq, a predicted model, not a curated record